AUGUUUUACGCCAUACUAACAACAUGCAGAUAUGUGAUCGCACUUGUAAUACGCAUUGAGCUAUGGAAAAUUUCAUUUGAAAACAGAACUACGACGGAAUACUUUAUUUUUUCAUUCAUAUCUUUAACCUGGAUUUUUAAGAAUCUAACGCUAUUCAUACUUUUGAGCGUGGAGUGUGAAAAAUUCUACUCAACGAUGGAAGAAAUACAGAGCACUUGUAAACAAUUUAUUAAUUGGAAUCAGCACUCAGGAAACCAGAAGAGAGUCUGCAAGAACAUCCAACGUCUUCAUAAGACCAACUUCAAGAAGACGUGUGUGUGCGGCGUGUUCUUCAUAGAUGCUGCGAUGUCUAUACAAUUGAGCAGUAUCAUCAGCACCUUCACUAUUGUUAUACUACAAUUUGAGUUUCUGUAA
Messenger RNA from Spodoptera littoralis (African cotton leafworm), 414 nucleotides. The record is from the annotation of a GenBank genome assembly. Lineage: Eukaryota; Metazoa; Arthropoda; Insecta; Lepidoptera; Noctuidae.